AUGGAUCUAUCUGGGGAGGGAACCGAGGCGGAUAUGACCAUCGCGGUCAUGGGGAUGACAGGCGUGGGGAAAAGCACAUUCAUCCGGCAUUGCCUCGAUGCAUCGUCUGCAGCGCAGCCCAUCAUCGGGCACGACAUUGAGUCUUGUACCCAAGACGUUGAGGUAUACCAGUGCCAAUAUGGGAUGGAUCGGCAAUACACAGUCGACCUUGUCGAUACACCUGGUUUUGACGAUACGCAUCGGUCUGACAGAGAGGUCCUCGAGGCCAUUAGCCUGUGGCUUACAACAAGCGGGAGGUACCAAAGCAAUCGCAAACUUCAUGGCAUCAUCUAUCUACACCGCAUUAGCGACGUACGAAUGCAGGGUUCCGCGCUCAACAACUUGAGGAUGUUCAAAAAGCUAUGUGGCCCUGAGGCUUUCCAUCGCAUCCUUCUGACAACUACCAUGUGGGAGCAGGUCCUACCAGAAGAUGGUUCACGGCGCCUAAGCCAACUUGAGACUGCGGACGACUUCUGGGCGCCCAUGAUACGCAAAGGCAGCCGGGUCGUCCAACAUCUGAAUACGCCAGACUCGGCCAAGAAGCUUAUAGGGCUCUUCCUCGAUAAGCCCAACGCUGCAGGGCAGUCGCAGCUCCCCACGAGUAUCAUACUUGACAUCCAAACGGAGCUAUUGAAGAAAGAUGCGACUCUAAUGCAGACUGGCGCCGGCCGUGAGCUCGACGGCAAUCUCGCUGCGGCCCAGAUCAAAGUGGAGACUGAGGUUGAGACUAUCAAGGCCGAUAUCCGCGAUGCCGAAGCCGAGUGCGACGACGACGACGCCGAGUACUUGCGUAAGCAGAUUCCGACACUUAUGCGCAAGAUCGAGGAGCUGCAGGCUGACCGCGAGGGCCUGCACGUCAGCUUCAAAGAAGUAAUGGAGUUGGAACGGCGGCGACAAGACAAGGCUUCCGAGAUGCAGAAGAAUCUCCAAGAAGAACGUAGUAGGACUGCCGAGCUGCGCCGCAAUACAGAGGACCUACGUCUCAAGCACGAGGGCGAGAUGGCACGUCUACGUAAACAGCUGCAAGGGACACAGAUCGACAGGACCCAAACAACAGAAGUGGCAUCCCCGAACCUCGCAACAUGGACGCGGCAAAUAAAGUUGCAAAACUUACAUACAACGUCAUUCAAGGUCUUUGGAGAUGCAUUUUUCUUCCAAGCAAGCAAUAGCUGCAUAUGGUCAGUAUCUCUGGGGUUCUGA
Molecule: messenger RNA, 1239 nt
Organism: Pestalotiopsis fici W106-1
Lineage: Eukaryota; Fungi; Ascomycota; Sordariomycetes; Amphisphaeriales; Sporocadaceae
Exons: 2
Coding region: 1-1239 (412 amino acids)
Molecular function (GO): GTP binding
Source: RefSeq, a predicted model, not a curated record